AUGGCCGACCUCCGCUCCCCCUCCGACGACAACCUACCCUCCACCAACGAAGAGCAGCGCGAUAGGACGAGCAGCAUGUCGCUUGGAAACACAGAAACCUCACAGAAUGGCGCACCCGGCCCCGCGAACGGCGCCGUCUCCGCCGCUGCCGACACGAAAUCCGCCCCCAACCCGGAAAUCUCGCGCCAGGUGCAAGAAGUCCUCUCCUCCGACAUUGGCGUCUCGACCAUGUUGAAUCAGCUCAAGGCCAGCAUCGCCUCCGCGAAGGAAUUCGCCCUCUUCCUCAAGAAGCGAUCCCACAUCGAAGAAACCCACGCGUCAGCCCUCAAGAAGCUGUCGCGCAUGAGCCAGGAGACCAUGCACCAGCCCGAACACAAGCAGGGCACUUUCGCCCAGGCCUACACCGAGAUGAUGUAUAUCCACGAGCGCAUGGCCGAGAACGGCGUUCAGUUUGCCGUAUCACUACACCAGAUGCACGACGACCUGAUCGAGAUGGCCGCCAUGGCCGAGCGCAGCAGAAAAGGGUGGAAGGCCAACGGCUUGGCUGCCGAGCACCGCGUGGCAGAGCUGGAGGCUGCCAUGCGCAAGUCAAAGGCCAAGUACGACGGUCUCGCCGAGGAGUACGACCGCGCGCGAACCGGUGAUACGAGCAGGAACAGCGGCAAGAUGUUCAGCUUGAAGGCCAAGUCUGGGCCUCAGCACGAGGAGGACCUUUUGCGCAAAGCACAAGCUGCCGACCAAGACUACCAGACCAAGGUCCAGACGUUGCAGAGUGAGAAGGCGGAAUUGAUCGCGAGAACGAGACCGGAGGCCAUUGCUGCCCUCCAAGACUUGGUCAGGGACACAGACGCCGGCUUGGCUCUUCAAAUGCAGAAAUUCGCGUCCUUCAGCGAAAAGCUCCUUUUGAGUAACGGCCUUAGUAUUAGCCCGAUCAAAGGACCAGGUUCCGGAGGAGGACCCCGAAGUCUCCGCGAGGCCGUUAUGGCUAUCAACAACGAGAAGGACCUGCACGAAGUUCUCCUGACCCACCACUCGAAGCUGCCACCGAACAGCGAGAUCAAGUACGAGAAGAACCCCAUUUUGGCAACACCUCGCAAUCCAAACAUGGGCCACCAACCAAACUCCUCGGUGUCGAACGUCCCCCCAGUGAAGCCGGGAGGUCAAUUUGCAGGACCUCCAGCCGGACAGACCCAGGAGAUGCCGCCUCCUCCUAGGCCGAAUAACUUCCAACCGCCUCCUGCCGAGCCUGCGUCGAGCUUUGCACCACCCAGCAUGCCGGCUUCUCAACAACAGCGUCCCUCGUCUCAGCAGCAGUCUGCGCCCCAGCCUCAACAGCAUGGCCGCAGCUUCAGCACCAGCAACAUGCUGAACCAGCAGCCUAGCCAACAGCAACAGUUCCAGGCCAACCGCAACUCGGGCGUUCUGCAGUCUAGAUACAAUGGCGGCGGUAGCACCAUCGCCUCUCAAGGCCCGCCGCAACUCGGAGCCCUGCCGUUCCAGACCUCCUCGCAGAGCCAGUCGCCUCCUCCUCAGCCGCAACAGACGCCGCCACCUCAGAGUCAGUACCCGGGCCAGCAGCCUCCUCCUCAACAGCGUCAGCAGGGCAAUCCCUUGCAAUCGCAUCCCGCCCAAGGACUGCCACCCGCACAGGGACCCUACCAGGCGUACAACAGACAAUCUCCUCCCCUUGCCUCCGGUCCUUCCGCUCCGGCGCCCACUGCCGCGAGGCCCGUCUUCGGACUCAGCUUGCCGCUUCUAUACGAGCGUGAUGGUCUGCCCGUACCUAUGGUCGUUUAUCAGUGUAUUCAGGCAGUGGACCUCUACGGACUUGGCGUGGAGGGCAUCUACCGCCAGUCUGGCUCGUUGGCGCACAUUAACAAACUGAAGACCAUGUUCGACACCGACUCGAGCAACCCUGCACUUGAUUUCAGGAAUCCGGAGAACUUUUACCACGACGUCAACAGUGUUACUGGCCUGUUGAAGCAGUUCUGCCGCGAUCUACCCAACCCGCUGCUCACCACGGAGCACCACAGCGAGUUGAUCGAGGCAGCUAAACACGAUGACGACAUUGUCCGUCGCGACUCUCUUCACGCCAUCAUCAACAGCCUCCCCGAUCCCAACUAUGCCACUCUGCGGUCCCUCACCCUCCACCUCCACCGCGUCAUGGAGAACUCGCACAUCAACCGCAUGAACUCUCACAACCUCGCCGUCAUCUUCGGUCCCACCGUCAUGGGCACUGAUCCAAGCACUAGCAUUGCCGAUGCGGGCUGGCAAAUCAAGGUUGUAGACACGAUCCUGCAAAACUGCUACGAGAUUUUUGACGACGAGUAA
Molecule: messenger RNA, 2331 nt
Organism: Colletotrichum karsti
Lineage: Eukaryota; Fungi; Ascomycota; Sordariomycetes; Glomerellales; Glomerellaceae
Product: rho GTPase activator
Exons: 3
Coding region: 1-2331 (776 amino acids)
Biological process (GO): signal transduction; regulation of GTPase activity
Cellular component (GO): cytoplasm
Source: RefSeq, a predicted model, not a curated record